This is a messenger RNA of Capsaspora owczarzaki ATCC 30864, 1509 nucleotides long. RefSeq lists its product as hypothetical. Gene Ontology annotation, biological process: G protein-coupled receptor signaling pathway. The transcript is spliced from 4 exons. Gene Ontology annotation, molecular function: G protein-coupled receptor activity. The record is from RefSeq and is a predicted model, not a curated record. NCBI's taxonomy places the organism in Eukaryota, Filasterea, Ministeriida, Capsasporidae. The coding region runs from base 280 to 1332 and encodes 350 amino acids. Gene Ontology annotation, cellular component: plasma membrane.
ACAACUUACAGCCACUCAACAUCAUGACCUUCGUACUCUUGCUUCAUUCUGCUUGGCUUGGGAAAUGCAUCACACUCACGUUUCAACUUGGCUUUGAUUCUUUUGAUUUGAUUUUGCACCUUGCAGGGGGGCAGGGGACCAGAAACGCCAUCAGAAAAGCAUCCCGAAUCCACUCAGAACGACAGACCCAAAUCAUUCGUCGAGUCACCACACCACCCUCCUGAACAAAGCAGCUGCUUCUUCUCUCGCAGAUACACACCAAGGCUUAGAUCGCAGAAUAUGGCAGACCCGUCAGCGACACCCUUCCCGCCGUUUCCGCCAGUGCCGAUCGGCCCGGCGGUGUUUACUGGCUUUUGCUUUGAUAUUCUGCACGAGACCGUCGGUUCCAGCAACGUGAUGAUCUGGGACGUGGUGCUGCUGGUGCCCAACUGCUUGGUGCUCCUCUUCCUGCUGUCCCGCCUCAAAGUGUCUCGCGCAAGGCUACGAUCAACGCAGUCGCUCAUCAUUUCAGCCUUUUACUAUUUGCAAUGGGGCAUCUGUCUCUUCUCGGUACUGCGCACAGGAUUGCACAUGGGAUUGCCGAGCCAAUCUACACUCAACGACGUGCUUUGGCUCAUCAUUCGCUUCCUCAUUCUCUCACUCGAAGUGUCUGUGGUGGUGUUUGGCCUUGUGUUCGGGCACAUUGUCAACUCGCGCCUGAGCAUCAAGCUGACCCUGUUCUUCACCCUGCUCAUUGCGCUGACUUACACGACCACGCAAGGCAUUCUCGAGUUUACCCAAGCUUGGUCGACCUCGUCGGGCGCCGAUCCCGAGCUCCACUGGAACAUUUACGCGCACGGCGGCAUGAUUUUCCUCUUUUCCAGCUCUGUCUUUUUUUCGGUCGUGUACUUUCUUGUCGUUAUGCUUCCCUUUACGCCUCUGCGAAACCGUUGGCCGAUGCCAGCCAAAAAGUCCUUUUACGUUUACGCGUCCGUCUUGUGCCUGGUCAACACUAUUCAGUCGAUUGGUAGCUGCCUCGUCUUUUAUCAGUACUUUGAGGGCUUCUGCCUGGUUGACAUCUCCACCUUCCUCUACUUUUCCCUCUUCCCCGCCCUUGUGCACUUUAUUUUUUUGCGAGACUUUUUCGCCGUGCGACAAACAGACAACAUGUUCUACAACGAGGCGAUCAUCGACGACGCCGAUUCGUACACCCCGGGCUACGGAGCCAACUAUGUCACGGGCUACGCGGCGUACGGCAGCAGCAGCUACGCCAACGCCAGUACCAACAGCUAUCCCGCAUAUCGCUACGAUGCCUUGGAUUCGAGGGAGCAAGUCUUUACCGGCAUGAAUUGAGUCAGAACGUUUCCCACCAUCCCCCCUUCCCCCCUAUGAAAACAAAAGAGAAAAAAAAAUCCUGAAAAAUGAAAAAUUCCUGGUUGAAUUUCUAUUAUCUGUGUUGUUUGAGAGCUUUCGAAACUGUAAAAUACAAGAAAUGGCACUGUUUGUUUGAGAUCUGUGCCCCGCUUCCUU